Messenger RNA from Jaculus jaculus (lesser Egyptian jerboa), 775 nucleotides. RefSeq names its product Fc epsilon receptor Ia (gene Fcer1a). Gene Ontology annotation, molecular function: transmembrane signaling receptor activity. The record is from RefSeq and is a predicted model, not a curated record. Lineage: Eukaryota; Metazoa; Chordata; Mammalia; Rodentia; Dipodidae. The transcript has 5 exons. Bases 5 to 775 code for a protein of 256 amino acids. Gene Ontology annotation, biological process: cell surface receptor signaling pathway.
GGCAAUGGCUGUGGCUGUGGGAAGCUCUGCCCAGCUGUGGAUAGCAGUGCUGCUCUUCUCUCUGGGUGGCAGGAGAACUGCCACUCACAGAUCUAGAUUGUUCUUGGACCCGCCAUGGGUUAAAAUAUUUACAGGAGACAAUGUGACUCUUGUAUGUGAUGGGAAUGAUUCUCUUGAAGACAACUCUACUAUAUGGUUCCACAAUGGAAGCAUCUUAGAGGUGACAACUGCAUAUUUGGACAUUGUAAAUGCCAACUUUCAAGACAGCGGAAAAUACAAAUGUCAGAACAAAGAAUCUUACAAGAGUAAAGCUGCCUACCUGGAAGUGACCAGAGACUGGCUGCUUCUUCAGGCCUCUGCUGAGGUGGUGAUGGAAGGCAAGCCCCUUACUAUCAGAUGCCAUUCCUGGAAGAAUUGGCAUGUCAGCAAGGUGAUCUACUACAAGGACGACGUCCCUUUCAAGUACUCCUUUAGGAACCAAAACAUCUCCAUUAUAAAGGUCUCACUUAAUGACAGUGGCACAUACCACUGCUCUGGCAAACUUCGGAGGCUGGACCAUACCUCUGAGCCCUUCAGAAUUACUGUAAUCAAAGCUAACCAAUCCAAGUAUGAGCGGCUACAAUUCAUUGUCCCAUUGUUGGUGGUGAUUCUGUUUGCUGUGGACACAGGGUUAUUGGUCUCAACCCAGCAGCAGUUCAAAUCAAUCUUCAAGAUUCAGGAGAUUGGAAAAAGGCAAGAGAUUCCAAACCCAACAACCCCUAAGCCAUCUCCAUAA